AUGAAGUUCACACUGACCCGCCGGUGCUUGGUACUCUUCAUCUUCCUAAAUCACCCAACCCCAGUUCUUCCUGCCACUUCAAAUGACACCUAUCCUCCAAAUAUGAAGUCCGAGCCAUUUCUCUACGUCCUAGGACGUAAGAAAAUGACGGAUGCGCAGUACAAAUGCUAUGACCGCAUGCAGCAGUUACCCCCAUACCAAGGAGAAGGUCCAUAUUGCAACCGUACCUGGGAUGGAUGGCUGUGCUGGGAUGAUACACCGGCUGGAGUACUGUCCCAUCAAUACUGCCCAGAUUAUUUUCCAGACUUUGAUCCAUCAGAAAAGGUUACAAAAUACUGUGAUGAGAAAGGGGUUUGGUAUAAACAUCCUGAGAACAAUCGAACCUGGUCCAACUAUACUAUGUGUAAUGCUUUCACUCCUGAGAAACUGAAGAACGCAUAUGUCCUGUACUACUUGGCUAUUGUGGGUCAUUCUUUGUCGAUUUUCACCUUGGUGAUUUCGCUGGGGAUUUUCGUGUUUUUCAAGAACCUUGGCUGCCAAAGGGUAACUCUGCACAAGAACAUGUUUCUGACUUAUAUUCUGAAUUCUAUGAUUAUCAUCAUCCACCUGGUUGAAGUAGUACCCAAUGGAGAGCUUGUGAGAAGGGACCCGCUGAGCUGCAAGAUUUUGCACUUUUUUCACCAGUACAUGAUGGCAUGCAACUACUUCUGGAUGCUCUGUGAGGGAAUCUACCUGCACACACUCAUCGUGGUGGCUGUGUUCACUGAGGAGCAACACCUGCGUUGGUAUUAUCUCUUGGGCUGGGGGUUCCCACUGGUGCCGACCACUAUCCAUGCUAUUACUCGGGCGCUGUACUUCAAUGACAACUGCUGGCUGAGUGUGGAAACCCAUUUGCUUUACAUCAUCCACGGCCCCGUCAUGGCAGCACUGGUGGUCAAUUUCUUCUUCCUGCUCAACAUCGUCCGCGUGCUCGUGAGUAAACUGAGGGAAACCCAAGAGGCAGAAUCGCAUAUGUACCUGAAGGCUGUGAGGGCCACCCUGAUCCUGGUGCCCCUGCUGGGAAUCCAGUUUGUCGUCUUUCCCUGGAGGCCAUCCAACAAGAUGCUUGGGAAGAUCUAUGAUUACCUGAUGCACUCUCUGAUCCAUUUCCAGGGAUUCUUCGUUGCCGUGAUUUACUGCUUCUGCAACAACGAGGUCCAAACCACCGUGAAGCGCCACUGGGCCCAAUUCAAAACCCAGUGGGAUCAGCGCUGGGGGAGCAGGAACCCCCGCCGCUCUGCUGCCAACGCUGCAGCCGCUGCUGCAGCCGCUGCCGCAGCCGCAGCUGAAGCCGGCGACAUCCCGGUUUACAUCUGCCAUCAGGAGCCGAGGAACGAAGCCGCCAACAACCUGGGCGAGGAGGGUGCGGAGGUCAUCGCUUUGGAGAUCAUUGAGCAAGAGUCAUCCGCUUGAAUGUGAAGCUUACAUCAUGAUCACUGAGCCUUCA
Molecule: messenger RNA, 1486 nt
Organism: Lynx canadensis (Canada lynx)
Lineage: Eukaryota; Metazoa; Chordata; Mammalia; Carnivora; Felidae
Gene: CALCR
Product: calcitonin receptor
Exons: 12
Coding region: 1-1452 (483 amino acids)
Biological process (GO): adenylate cyclase-activating G protein-coupled receptor signaling pathway; cell surface receptor signaling pathway; positive regulation of cytosolic calcium ion concentration
Cellular component (GO): axon; plasma membrane
Molecular function (GO): calcitonin receptor activity; amylin receptor activity
Source: RefSeq, a predicted model, not a curated record